This is a messenger RNA of Melanotaenia boesemani (Boeseman's rainbowfish), 1123 nucleotides long. Its product is annotated as melanocortin-2 receptor accessory protein 2A-like. The coding region runs from base 372 to 1052 and encodes 226 amino acids. NCBI's taxonomy places the organism in Eukaryota, Metazoa, Chordata, Actinopteri, Atheriniformes, Melanotaeniidae. Gene Ontology annotation, biological process: protein localization to plasma membrane; regulation of adenylate cyclase-activating G protein-coupled receptor signaling pathway. The record is from RefSeq and is a predicted model, not a curated record. Gene Ontology annotation, molecular function: signaling receptor regulator activity; type 5 melanocortin receptor binding; type 4 melanocortin receptor binding. The transcript is spliced from 3 exons. Gene Ontology annotation, cellular component: plasma membrane; endoplasmic reticulum.
GCUGUAGGAUGGGCUGAUGCGCACAGAGCUGCUCAACAAAAGCCUCCUGCUUCACUUGCAGGACUUACAUGACCAUGGACAGAGUUUUCGCGUAAUGGUAAAGCGAUGGAUUUUCCUGCUCCGGAUUGCAAUUUGAGCGCUUUGUUAAUAAAUUACAACUGGAAAUAACAUCUCAAGACAUCGCUCGCGGUAAUCCCAAAAUUUUUUUAGGCUUUAAAUUUGUUUACAACAGCAGAUAGAUUUAAUCCAGUCCAAUGUACAGACUGCGGAUUGCAAACUUAACGGAUAUAACAUCCUGUUUAUACGAUGCUUUCUUUGGAUUGAUUUAAUUUACCUUCUGUUGUUAAGGUACGUAAAAAUAUCGGUUUGAAAUGUCCGACUUCCACAACCGAAGCCAAAUCAGCGCACGUCGCAGUGACUACGUGUGGCAGUACGAAUAUUAUGAUGAUGAAGAACCUGUGUCUUUUGAGGGACUCAAAGCACACAGAUACUCCAUCGUCAUUGGCUUCUGGGUUGGACUAGCAGUAUUCGUCAUUUUCAUGUUCUUUGUUCUCACGCUGCUCACAAAGACUGGAGCACCACAUCAGGAAAACCCAGACUCAGCUGAGAAGCGUCAUCGACCAGGGAGCUGUCUGGUGGACAUCAACGGCCACCAGGAUGAAAAUGUCAAGGCCUUCUCUCGCCCGCUGUUAGCAGGGUCCCGCUCAUAUUUUAAUUUCUAUAUCAACGAGGAGGAUCAAGGUCAAGGCAAGCAAAGAGAAGGAGACAACAGGAGUUCUACCAAAGACAAAAGAAGCAGAUGUAUCAGUACCUCUGGGAUGGACGAGAUGGAGGAGGACAUUGAGGAAGUUGGGGGACACCAACCCCUUAAUGGACUAAUAAAGGAGAAUAAGAUGGACAGAGAAUGUGCUUUUCUGUCUCACUUCAACAUCCCCAACUUUGUGAACUUGGAUCACAGUUCUACACUUGGAGAGGAUGAUCUGCUGUAUGAGCCAUCAGUUGUACUGGAGCAUCAGUCUCAAGCUCGCCAUGUUCACUGUGACCCCCACUGAGGCUGCUUCUACAAAAAAAAAAAGCAUUGCUAUAGCGGUAGUGUAAUGUUAUUUGCUUUCCAUUCAGGCGU